UGCCGCCGGCAUCAGCCCAUGGCCCGGAGGUACAAUGAGCUGCCCCACUACCCAGGCAUUGCGGACGGCACCGCAGCCCUGGCUGGCUUCUCGGAGGCAGUGCCUCCAGCACAGAGAGCCCCUGGGCCCUACGGCCCCCACCGGCCCCCACAGCCGCCGCCCCCAGGCUUGGACAGCGAUGGCCUGAAGAGGGAGAAGGAUGAGAUCUAUGGACACCCGCUCUUCCCGCUGCUGGCCCUGGUCUUUGAGAAGUGUGAGCUGGCCACCUGCUCGCCCCGGGAUGGCGCUGGGCUGGGCGCACCCCUGGGCAGCGACGUCUGCUCGUCCGAUUCCUUCAAUGAGGACAUUGCAGCCUUUGCCAAGCAGGUCCGCUCCGAGAGGCCCCUCUUCUCCUCCAACCCAGAGCUGGACAAUCUGAUGAUCCAGGCCAUUCAGGUGCUCCGGUUCCACCUGCUGGAGCUGGAGAAGGUCCACGACCUGUGCGACAACUUCUGUCACCGCUACAUCACCUGCCUCAAGGGAAAGAUGCCCAUCGACCUGGUCAUCGAGGAUCGGGAUGGCGGCUGCAGGGAGGACCUCGAGGACUACCCAGCCUCCUGCCCCAGCAUCCCAGACCAGAAUACUACAUGGAUUAGAGACCAUGAAGACAGCGGAUCUGUACACCUGGGGACCCCGGGUCCAUCCAGCGGGGGCCUGGCCUCCCAGAGUGGGGACAACUCCAGUGACCAAGGAGACGGGCUGGACACAAGCGCGGCCUCUCCCAGCUCUGGGGGCGAGGACGAGGAGCUGGACCAGGAGCGGCGGCGGAACAAGAAAAGGGGCAUCUUCCCCAAGGUGGCCACUAACAUCAUGCGAGCCUGGUUGUUCCAGCACCUCUCGCACCCGUACCCCUCGGAGGAGCAGAAGAAGCAGCUGGCGCAGGACACGGGGCUCACCAUCCUGCAAGUCAACAACUGGUUCAUUAACGCCCGGAGACGCAUCGUGCAACCGAUGAUAGAUCAAUCCAACCGCACAGGGCAGGGAGCCGCCUUCAGCCCGGAGGGCCAGCCCAUGGCAGGCUACACGGAGACACAGCCACACGUGACUGUCAGGCCCGCAGGAUCGAUGGGGAUGAGUUUGAACCUAGAAGGGGAGUGGCAUUAUCUAUAGAGGCUGAGUCAGGAGAAGGACUCCUGCCUCCAAACUGUGACCACCAGGCUAACACCUUGUUUUGGUCCCCACCUCUGGCUUCAGGACCCCACCUUCUACGGCCCUCCCACUCAAUGCCUACCUCCCUGGGGCCCCACUGGGAUGUGGGGGGCCUGAGCGCCCACUCGAGGGUCUCUCAAGGACAAAGACAAAGCUUCUAGGCUCGGCGUCCCACUUCUACCCUCACCUCUGCCCAGAACCUGAGCUGAGAUCCUGGGUCGUUGGAAGAUGGUGGCGGGGGCCCCACCUCCAGGACAGAGAUGGAAUUGGGGGUGGGCUGGGGCCAUCAGGGGACGAGGGUCACCUGGAUCCGAUAUUUGGGGAGGUUCCCUUCAUCCUCCCAACCCACUCCCCUCCUC
Pteronotus mesoamericanus is the source of this 1547-nucleotide messenger RNA. It is a transcript of the gene MEIS3, whose product is annotated as Meis homeobox 3. The transcript has 13 exons. The record is from RefSeq and is a predicted model, not a curated record. Gene Ontology annotation, biological process: positive regulation of transcription by RNA polymerase II; brain development; positive regulation of cell population proliferation. Lineage: Eukaryota; Metazoa; Chordata; Mammalia; Chiroptera; Mormoopidae. Gene Ontology annotation, molecular function: RNA polymerase II cis-regulatory region sequence-specific DNA binding; DNA-binding transcription activator activity, RNA polymerase II-specific. Bases 19 to 1149 code for a protein of 376 amino acids.